Molecule: messenger RNA, 351 nt
Organism: Microdochium trichocladiopsis
Lineage: Eukaryota; Fungi; Ascomycota; Sordariomycetes; Xylariales; Microdochiaceae
Product: bola protein
Exons: 1
Coding region: 1-351 (116 amino acids)
Biological process (GO): intracellular iron ion homeostasis
Cellular component (GO): nucleus; cytosol
Molecular function (GO): 2 iron, 2 sulfur cluster binding
Source: RefSeq, a predicted model, not a curated record
AUGGCAGCGCCGCCCCCCACAGACCCCUCGACGAUAACCGAGUCCACCCUCUCCGCCGCCCUCACGGAGCGCCUCGAGGCCACGCACGUCCAGGUGACGGACAUGUCGGGCGGGUGCGGCCAGAGCUUCACGUCGCUCAUCGUCUCCCCGCAGUUCCGGGGCCUCAACUCGCUGAAGCGGCACCGCGCCGUCAACGCCGCCCUCAAGGCCGAGAUCGCCGCGAUACACGCGUGGAGCGCAAAGUGCCUGACUCCUGAGGAGUGGGAGAAGCAGGGCGGCGGGGCCGAGAAGAAGAGCGAGCCGCCAAAGGAUGGGACUGUGGAUGGAAAGGUUGAAGGGACGACACAAUGA